Molecule: messenger RNA, 2871 nt
Organism: Epithele typhae
Lineage: Eukaryota; Fungi; Basidiomycota; Agaricomycetes; Polyporales; Epitheliaceae
Product: Utp21-domain-containing protein
Exons: 13
Coding region: 1-2871 (956 amino acids)
Biological process (GO): rRNA processing
Cellular component (GO): Pwp2p-containing subcomplex of 90S preribosome; small-subunit processome
Molecular function (GO): protein binding
Source: RefSeq, a predicted model, not a curated record
AUGGGAGCGAACUUAGACGUUCACGUCAACCCUCCUCCCAGGAAACGCGCAAGACUCGAAUCUUCUGCACCGUCUUCAGAGCAGGAACCCCGCCUCUUCGCACCCUUUCGCGCUCUGGGUUUAAUCACCAACAGUGUACCCUUCGUGAUACAGACACGCUCUCACAAAGGCGCGACGGAUGGUCCGCGCAUACACUUGCUUACGUGCUUGGGUAAAGCUUGGGCGAUGUGGGAAGGCGAGAAGAUGGGCUUGCUGUUUGUAGGUCCAGAUGCACCCGCACAAAUUUCGGCAAUGGCUAUGGACGGCAACGCAGUCUGGAUUUCCUCGGGGCAGUACAUCAUACAGUAUGAACGGGGAAAAGAGGUGCACAGGCUCGUCAACCCCUUGGAGACCUCAUUAACCAAUAUUCUGGUGUUUGGUCCCCAAGUCCUGGCUUUGACCGAAGACGGUAGUAGAAUGUUGGUCUGGGACGCCGAGAGUGGAGAGUUGCAAAAAACGAUCCAGUUUGAGCCAGGCUUUACGGCCAUCAUGAUUCACCAUCCUCCCACCUACCUCAACAAGGUCCUUGUUGCAAGCAGUCAGGGUAGUAUGCAGCUUUGGAACGUUCGCACGCAAACCCUCCUCUACACGUUCCCGGCGGCCUCACUACUCGCAUCGCCCUCCGCGACUUCCCCUACUGCCAUCACUGCUCUUGCUCGGUCACCGGCAAUAGAUGUUGUUGGGAUAGGCUUCUCAUCUGGAGAAAUAUCCAUUUAUGAUGUUCGGGCCGAUGAGAAACUCAUGCGCAUGGUCAUGCAAGAUGGAGGUGUUAAGGCAUUGUCCUUCCGAAGCGACGGGCACCCAACUCUAGCUUCGGCAUCAACUACCGGCCAUAUUGCGCUCUGGGACCUGAACGCAGGUGGUCGGUUGUUGCAUAUCGUUCGCGGCGCGCACGAUGGUGCUGUCACGGGGUUGGAAUGGGUACCAGGGCAGCCAGUGCUGAUCAGCUCAGGUGAAGAUAACAGCGUCAAACAAUGGCUUUUCGACACUCCCACUGAAGCACCUCGAUUACUGAAGUUUCGCUCUGGGCACCAUGCACCUCCGCAUCUGAUUCGCUACUUCGGGGCCGAUGGAAAACAACUCCUGACAGCUUCUCGUGACCGCAGCCUGCGGUGUACGAGCGUUGUGAGAGACUCGCGCAGCUUUGAGCUCAGCCAAGGCCCGCUGACAAAGAAGGCAACAAGUCUCUCCAUCCCGAUCGCAUCACUCAAGUUCCCUGCUCCAACCGCGAUCUCUUCCUCUACCACCCGAUCAAAAGAUUGGGAUGACAUCCUCACCGCCCACACAGACGAGGCUGUUGCUCGGACAUGGUCGAUGAAAGACAAGCGUGUCGGUAAACAUGUGUUCACUGUUGCGGGCGAGAAGAAAAAAACCACAGUUGGCUCUGUCAAGGCGGUCUGUGUGACAGCCUGCGGCAAUUUCGGGAUCACUGCCUCAUCAACGGGACCAAUAAACAUGUACAACAUGCAAUCCGGCAUUCUACGGAGAACGUACGAAGUUGGUUCAUGCCCUGCCAACGUCACCAGCCGGUUCCGGUCGUCCGGCAAGAAGAAGGGAGAAAGGUGUAUCACGGGUCUCGCGAGUGACGCGUUGGACCGAGUUCUGGUCGCUAGUACUCUGGAUGGGACCAUCAACUUCUUUAAUUUCCACACUGCCUCAUUAGAGUACACCCUCAUUCUCCCCUCUGCUGUGGCAAGCAUUACCUUGCAUCGGGAUAGCAAUCUACUCGCAGUUACCUGUGACGACCUCAUUAUCCGCGUCAUCGAUAUCGAAACUCGACGGAUUGUUCGAGAACUAGGAGGGUUCCGUGGCCGCGUGCUAGACGUGACCUUUUCGCCUGAUUCGAGAUGGCUUGUCACUACCUCCAUGGACUCAAUCAUUCGUACCUUCGAUGUACCAACAGGUCGCUUGAUUGAUCUUUUCCGCACGUCAAGCGUCGCUACAAGCAUAUCGUUCUCUCCAACGAACGAUUUCCUGGCUACCUCUCAUGUGGACAGUGUUGGAGUCUACCUUUGGGCUAACCGUGCGCAAUAUGCCGAAAUCUCAUUCAAGAGUAUUGUCGAGGACGAUGUUGUUGACGUGGCAAUGCCGUCAAUGCAAGGCGUCGUGGAAGAUGAAACACUCAAUGCUUUGUCCGCUUUGACAGUCCAAGACAGUCCCGCCGACGUUUUUAGCACACCACCACAGCUCGAUGGGGAGCUUGUCACAUUUACGCUUCUCCCGCGCGCGCGCUGGCAGACCCUUCUCAACCUGGACGUCAUCCAAGCUCGCAACAAGCCCAACGAACCCCCCAAACAGCCUGAGAAGGCGCCAUUCUUCCUUCCUACUCUUCCCGGAGUCGAACAGCGCUUCGCGAUCGAAGAUCCCGAAAGGAAGAGGAAACGAGAAGCCUCAGAAGCAGAAGCAGAGAAAAAGGCUCGCAUCUCAAAACGUCUGCAGCACGCGGCGGGUGACGUGGAGAGUGUCUUCUACCGGAAGUUGGCUGAUGCCUACGAAGGUGGUUCAACUGAUUACGAAGACUUCUUCAAUUAUGCCAAGGCGCUCUCACCGGCAGCCGUUGACCUUGAACUCCGGUCGCUCACCUCGUUGGAAGCGCUGCAUAUCUUCCUACACGGUCUCACGAGUCGAUUGCGUUCACAUCGAGAUUUCGAGGCGGUGCAGGCGUUCAUGAACGUCUUCCUGCGCAUACAUGGAGAAGUCCUUGCCUCGAACCUGGAGCUCCAGGAUACCCUCGAAACCCUCGCGGCAGCCCAGCGCAAGGAGAGCGAGAGGUUACUGGAGCUCUUGGCAUCAUCGCUGGGAACUCUAAGCUUUGUACGGGACACGAUGUAG